AUGGUCACCAGCUCUGUGUUUUAUACGACUCAACAGGCCAGUGAAAGCCCCUACAACUAUGUCCCUACGGAGUGGAUCUGUAUCUUUUUCGUAGUGUCGUAUAGUAUCUCUACUGCCAUCCACAUGGGUCAGGCGUUCAAGUAUAAACUCUGGUGGAUGAUUCCCACAGCGACCUUUGCGGGUGUUCUGGAAAUAUUUGGAUGGAGUGCCAGAUUAUGGUCAAGCCGGAGCCCCCAGCUUUUGACACCUUUUGAGAUGCAGCUCGUUGGCACCAUCAUAGCACCUACUCCACUAGUUGCAGCCAACUUUAUCAUCCUUGGCAAGAUAAUCACUCAACUCGGACCCCAGUUCAGCCGUCUGACGCCCAAUAUGUAUACCGUCGUUUUUUGCUCCUUUGAUGUUAUUUGCUUGACCAUACAAGCUGUUGGAGGCGCAUUCGCUGCGCAGGCCGUCAAUCAGGGCCAAAGCCCCACAUUCGGCGGGCACAUCAUGCUAGGAGGAAUUGCUGCCCAGCUUUUUUCCAUAGUGAUCUACGUCGCUUUGGCGGCCGAGUUUCUCUUGCGUCGGAAAUACAACGCACCCUUCCGCCACCAGGAUAUUAGAUUCGGGAAAGGUCAACGUUCUAUAAGCAAGAAAAUGCAACGUACAAUUUCCGGGCUGAGCUUCUGCACCCUCUGCAUUUUCAUUCGGUCCGUAUACCGCACAGUGGAACUCGCCGAUGGGUGGUCUGGGUUAGUGAUUUCGACCGAGGUCUACUUCAACUGGCUCGAUGGGGCCUUCGUCACCGUCGCUAUUUACACUCUCAACAUUAUGCACCCAGGUAUCUGUUUGAGGUUGGAUACUAUUACUCAUGCUUCACAGCAAGCCGAGGACGAAGCCGAUCAAGAUUACUACUAUAGACAUCGGUUGCCUUUGCGACGUGGCUAG
Messenger RNA from Suillus clintonianus, 927 nucleotides. Its product is annotated as RTA1 like protein-domain-containing protein. Gene Ontology annotation, cellular component: plasma membrane; fungal-type vacuole. The transcript has 11 exons. Bases 1 to 927 code for a protein of 308 amino acids. NCBI's taxonomy places the organism in Eukaryota, Fungi, Basidiomycota, Agaricomycetes, Boletales, Suillaceae. The record is from RefSeq and is a predicted model, not a curated record.